Molecule: messenger RNA, 618 nt
Organism: Chlorella variabilis
Lineage: Eukaryota; Viridiplantae; Chlorophyta; Trebouxiophyceae; Chlorellales; Chlorellaceae
Exons: 1
Molecular function (GO): protein binding
Source: RefSeq, a predicted model, not a curated record
GAAGAGGUGGUGCGGCUGCUGGCGGCAGAUCCCCAAGCAGCCACGGCACGGGACAGCGACGGCGCCACCCCGCUUCACGUGGCGGCUCUCAACGGCAGGGUAGAGGUUGCCAGCCUGCUUCUAGCGGCCGCCCCGAGCACGGCAACGGCGGUUGAACUGGAUGGGGCGACUCCCCUGCACCUGGCAGCCUGGGAAGGCCAGCAGGCAGUCGUCGCGCUGCUCCUGGCAGCCGCUCCUGGCACGGCGGCGGCGACCGACUCUGCAGGCGCGCUGCCGCUGCACAUGGCGGCGCGGGAGGGGCACGAGGCUGUGGCGAGGCUGCUGGUGCAGACGGCACCUGUGACGGCGCUGGCGGCAGACCUGGAGGGUGCGACCCCUCUGCACUAUGCUGCAUGGGCAGGCCACGCGGGCGUGGCCGGCCUGCUGCUGGCGGCGGCACAUGCGGCGGCGUGGACGCCAGACCGCAAGGGCUGCCUGCCGCUGCAUUACGCCGCCCAGGGCGGGUGCCUGGCAGCGGUGCGGCAGCUGGCGGCGGCAGCCCCCGGCACCGCCUGCACGGCAAACGGCAGCGGGCGCACCCCGCUGAUGGCGGCGAUCAGCAAGCGGCAUGGCGCGGUG